CCGAGGCGCGGCGAACUUUCAAUGCAAGAUGUCUGAAGAAGUGGCAACUUUUCGAGAGCAAGAUAAGCUUCUCCGYGCCGGUGUGCGCGAAAAUCUAUCUUCAUGGCUUAAAAAGCUUAACUGUGGUGGUGAUGAAGAGUUGAAGCUGGAGUACAAGAUGAAAAUGGUGCAAAAACUUCGAUCUUCUCCGGUGGCUGUUGAAGUGGAUAAAGCGAACGAGCAGCACUACGAAGUUCCUACUGAGUUUUUCAAGACGAUUCUUGGCAAAAGGCUAAAAUACAGCUCCUGUCUUUACACUGAAGAAACUAAGRACAUAGACCAAGCUGAAGAGAGGAUGAUGGAAUUGGUUUGUAAGAGAGCAAAGGUUGAAGAUGGACAGACAAUAAUGGAUUUGGGUUGUGGAUGGGGCUCACUUGCUCUCUGGAUAUGUGAAAAGUAUCCCAACUGUAAAGUCCUGUGUGUCUCAAACUCCCAGACACAAAGACAACAUAUUGAAAGAGAAGCACAGUURAAGAGUUACAGUAAUCGCCUGAACUGUAUUACUGCUGAUGCAAAUGUCUUCACUACUUCAAUGAAGUUUGACAGGAUUAUUUCCAAUGAAAUGUUCGAGCACAUGAAGAACUAUGAAACCCUAAUGUCAAGAGUUUCAAGCUGGCUAAAACCACAUGGUUUACUGUUCAUCCAAGUMUUGUGUCACUCUAGGUAYGCAUACGAGUUCAAAAUGAAGAGUGGAUCCGACACAGAGUGGAUGGCAAGAAACUUCUUCUCUGGAGGGACUAUGCCAUCAAGUGACCUGUUUUUGUACUUUCAAAGAGAUAUGUACACUAUAGAUCACUGGCAGGUGAAUGGAAAGAAUUAUACCAAAACCCUGGAUGCUUGGCUUGAUAAAUUGUAUGAYAAUCUGGAUAAAGUGAAAGCCAUUUUAGCCGCAAGUUAUGGGGAGAACAAUGUCAACCAACAUCUUUUCAACUGGAGGAUGUUUCUUUUGUAUUGCUCGGAGACAUUCGGAUUUAAUGAUGGAAAUGACUGGCUGGUGUCUCAAAUGUUGUUUAGAAAACGCAUAAACAGUGCUUUGUAGGAGGAUGUAUAUAUUUAGGKGGAACUUUUUCUUGACUGAUUUCAGGAGUGAACCAAUAAGAAAUUAAUAAGGAAUUAAACCAAUUUUUAUUCAA
This is a messenger RNA of Exaiptasia diaphana, 1172 nucleotides long. RefSeq names its product (S)-coclaurine N-methyltransferase. The record is from RefSeq and is a predicted model, not a curated record. The coding region runs from base 29 to 1078 and encodes 349 amino acids. The transcript is spliced from 5 exons. NCBI's taxonomy places the organism in Eukaryota, Metazoa, Cnidaria, Anthozoa, Actiniaria, Aiptasiidae.